Molecule: messenger RNA, 2165 nt
Organism: Polistes dominula (European paper wasp)
Lineage: Eukaryota; Metazoa; Arthropoda; Insecta; Hymenoptera; Vespidae
Product: jerky protein homolog-like
Cellular component (GO): nucleus
Molecular function (GO): DNA binding
Source: RefSeq, a predicted model, not a curated record
AUAAGGUAAUUCGUUGACUUAAAGAGACGUGUGUAUCGGACUGAUUGUAAGCCACAGCAAUGCGUGACGGGGCACCACUAGUAUUAUAUAUAUUACAGUAUAAUCUCACUAAUCCGGCACUUCAAUAGACCGAUACGUCCAAUAAUCCGGCACCCCCCACCCGCGCCACGCUCGUCCCUCUACGCCUAUACGCUCCGUUGCCGCGUCGUCGUCUAACAGUCUAACCUCAAAACUUAUCACAUGCACGUGCGUACGUAUUUACCUAGUUUAUUGAAGUGAGAAUAGUGUCGAGUGAAAAAUGUCAAAUAAACGGAAACACAAGACACUAGAUUUGAAAGAUAAAAUGGACAUUUUAAAGAAGUUAGAUAGCGGAGAAAACAUGUGCAAAUUGGCAAAAGAAUAUGGUGUUGGGCGUGCUACUAUACACGAUCUUAAGAAAAAAAAGCAAAAGAUAGUAGACCACGUGAAAACGAUGGAAUCUGGACCAGGAAAGCGUAAAACAUUAAGAGUUGGCGAUUGUCCAAUGAUGGAAAACGCUCUCUACAUGUGGUUCAUGCAACGACGUUCUAAACACACUCCUAUAUCUGGAGAAAUUCUUAAAGCAAAAGCAAUCGAAUUUUAUACAAAAAUUACCAAUAAAGAUGAUUUUCGUGCCAGCGAUGGAUGGUUGGAUAAAUUUAAAAAGCGAUUUGGUAUCCGUCUGUUAACCAUAUCGAGUGAAAAAUUAUCAAACGACGAAUCUGCAGUACAACUAUUUAUCCAGCAUUUUAAAGACAAAGUAGAGGAACUGGGUCUUCUUCCUGACCAAAUCUAUAAUGCAGAUGAGAGUGGUCUGUUCUGGAGACUAUUGCCCAAUAAAACAUUCGUAUUCUCUAAAGAAGCGAGCACACCAGGUCGUAAAGUGAUUAAAGAUAGAAUCACAUUCAUGCCGUGUUCAAAUGCUACUGGAACGCACAAAUUGGAUUUGUUAGUGAUUGGUAAAGUUAAAAAUCCCAGAGCUUUCAAGAACAUUUGUCUGCCAGUCUGCUACAAAAAUCAAUUUACAAGUUGGGUCACGAGAGAGGUAUUUAACGAAUGGUUUCAUAAAGACUUUGUUCCAGAAGUCAAGAAGUUUAUGAAAAGAUCCAACUUGCCUAUAAAAGCUUUACUCGUACUUGACAAUGCUCCAGCCCACCCAAAUGAACAAGAACUUAAAUCAAGUGAUGGGAAUAUCCAAACCAUCUUCCUACCACCAAACUGCACACCUUUAAUCCAGCCGAUGGAUCAAAAUGUUAUCCAAAAAGUAGAGUCCUUGUAUAAAAAUAAAUUGCUGAUCCAUAUUAUAUCUCAGGAUGGUGACAUAACGCAGAGUCUUAAAGAAUUGAAUUUGAAGGAUGUUGUAUUCUCUCUCGCUCAUGCUUGGAAGUCUGUUUCAUCUGACUUAAUCCAAUCUUCAUGGAAAAAGUUAUGGCCUACAAUGAAUGUUGUAUCAGAAACAGAAGAAACAGAAGAAUGGGAUCCUGAAGAUAAUCUACCUAUUACCGAUUGGUUGCAAACUUUAUCAGAAAGAGGAUUGGAGACAAGUGAAGAAAAUUUAAAUUCUUGGUUUGAAGGGAUCGAAGAAACAGAACAAAUUAUGACAGAUGAAGAAAUAUGUGAAGCAGUACAAGAAGAAGAAGAAGAAGAAGAAAGCCUUGUAGAAAUAUUGGAGGCACCAACUGCUACAACUGUAAAAGUUAAACCAGAUAAAGCAUUUAAUUGUUUCAAUACUUGCAUAACAUGGGCAGAAGAAAAUGGCAUAUCUGCCAAAGAUAUUAUAAUUCUUCGAAACAUGCGAGAAAAGGUUUUUAAGCAAAGACUACAAGUUGCACAAAAGCAGACCACAAUUAAGGAUUAUUUUCAAACAACGUAAUUACAUGUUAAUUUUGAGAUAUGUUACAGCUACAAUUAAAUCUGUCGAACAAGAACACAAAUAUGUACAAACAUACAUUAUAUUCUCUUUAUGAAAUGCUUUAUUUUAUUUAUUACGAUUUUUUCUCUAUAAUCCAGUAAUCCGAACAUUCCAAUAAUCCGGCACCCCCUGGUUUUUAAUAGUGCCGGAUUAGUGAGAUUGUACUGUACUAAGUUUCUUAUAAAAUUGAUUUAAUAUAAUUAUAAAUUGUUUAAUAAAUUAUAACAACAUAAAA